Messenger RNA from Limulus polyphemus (Atlantic horseshoe crab), 4724 nucleotides. Its product is annotated as nuclear factor NF-kappa-B p105 subunit-like. Gene Ontology annotation, biological process: canonical NF-kappaB signal transduction; non-canonical NF-kappaB signal transduction; inflammatory response. Lineage: Eukaryota; Metazoa; Arthropoda; Merostomata; Xiphosura; Limulidae. Bases 387 to 3608 code for a protein of 1073 amino acids. Gene Ontology annotation, molecular function: DNA-binding transcription factor activity; DNA binding; protein binding. The transcript has 19 exons. Gene Ontology annotation, cellular component: cytoplasm. The record is from RefSeq and is a predicted model, not a curated record.
GUUAUAUUUUAUCGACAGAUAUAUCAAUAUCAGUAUCGGAGGCGUGUUUUGUUACCGUUGAUAAUCGCUAGAUCAAUUCGGUGAUGUGGGUGUACGGGACAUAAGCGGAAACCCGUUCGUGCGUGCAAAAUCAUAGGAUGCAAGAUAGUUUGUCUUUCUCGGUUCAUUCGUACAUCAGCUGGUUUUCCGCUAUUAGCUCUAAGUUUCAAUGUGGACUUCGUAAACCGCGCAUAGUUACUGUUAACACGAUGACUGAUUUAGUUUUAUCUACUGUUGAUACGAGAAAAUUCUGAUUUUAAAGUCGACUCGUGGAAUUAGUCGUCAAGGGGGUGUGAAUACGAGUCGGUGAUUUUAAAUAAACAAAGAUAAGUGACCAACAGCUUAUAAUGGCAACUUACGCCUCGUGCAUCUUUGCCUCGAGACCGCAACAUGAGAUCAACUAUAUGGAGUAUCACGAACCGCUAAUGGAUAGAUACAUGCCUUCUUCAAUGGGGGAGCCAGCAAGUUUGCUGCUUCCAAGCCAGGGAACAGCCGGAAUGAUCCCCGACUGUGUUCCGGACAGUACUUCGGGAUCUCCUUUCCAACACUCGUUUUCUAUCACUCCCACCUGCAAUCCUUCCCCACCUUUACAACCCACGGGACCAACGGCUCAUCACGUGGGAGUUAACUCCAGUCCUCCUUUGCAGCACGUGCAAAAUGGUUAUAGCCCGUCUCUUAGUCCCGAACACAUACACACUCUACAACCUCCGUGUACAGAUCAACCAUAUCUUCGAUUUUUGGAACAGCCAACUAACAGAAUUCGGUAUCGCUACAAAAGCGAGAAAGGAUCUCACGGAGGUUUGACAGGAGAGUUCAGUACUACCACCAAAAAGACUUACCCUACAGUAAAGCUAGAGAAUUACCAACAACAUAAUAGUCAGGUAUAUAUUAAAGCUAUACUGUAUACUAUUGAUGACCAGCCAAAGCCUCAUGUUCAUAAACUGAUGGGUAAACACUGCCAAGAUGGAGUGUGCACUGUUACUGUAGGAGAAGACAUGGUUGCCAGUUUUCAGAACCUGGGGAUUUUGUUUGUUGGAAAAAAAGAAGUUCCAGAUAUCUUGUACAGGAGGAAAUUAGAGGACCAAAAUAUAUUGAGUUGUUUAAUGCAAAAUGGCUCUACACAUUUCUCUGUAGAAAACGAAAAACAUCAUUUGAGAGAAGAAGCAGAACGAGAAGCCAAAGACAUGGAUUUAAACAGAGUGAGAAUUCGUUUUGAGGCUUUUGCAGUCUCCCAAGGCAACAGUUACCCUGGACAUUUGUAUCCCAUUAGUGAUGCUGUAUAUUCAAAUAUCAUAGCAAACCAAAAGUGCCCUGAUGUUGGGGAACUCAAGAUUGUACGGAUGGAUAAGUGUUCUGGCUUGUGUACUGGGAGUGAUGAGGUGUUUUUACUGUGUGAAAAAGUUAACAAAAAGGAUAUCAAAGUUAUGUUCUUUGAAGAAGAUGAAAAUGGAAUGAUACUGUGGCAAGAUUUUGGGAGUUUUACUGAGGCAGAUGUUCACCACCAGGUUGCCAUCGUGUUCAAAACUCCUCCAUACCGUGACCCAAUGAUAAAAUUUCCAGUGAAGGUGAAACUCCAGUUGUAUCGACCUAGAGAUAGAGAGUGCAGCAAACCUAAGGACUUUGUUUACAUCCCAGUUGAACAUGACAGAGAAGGAAUUGAAAGGAAGCGAAGAAAAGUCCACAACUAUCAAAACUUCCCCGGAUUUGAUGGUGGAUGCAAUAAUUUUGGAUCUAAUCACUCGUUUGGAACUACUGGUGGAUCUGGUUCUUCAGGAGGUAACAAUGGCAGUUUCUUUGGUCAUGGUCAAGGACCUGUAGAUUUCCAAGGUCAGAACAUGCUAAGCACUAGUCAGACAAGAGUAACUCAGUCAGAGGAAGUACCUCUUUCUCUUCGAGAAGAAAGAAAAGUGAAUCAGGAACUGGCCAGUGGAGUCUCUCUCAGUACAGAAGAAUCACUGGAAGCCUCUCUUCACAGGCUUUCUCUGGUUGACCAUGAUGUGAGGAAAUCAGGAAGCCAAAAGUCUAAAAAAUUAAGUGGACAAGUUACCUCAGCUCCUCAGUCACAAUAUCCCUCAGGCAGAACCUCAUCUAAGUUCCUAACCCAAACAAGGGAACAGUGUAGCUCUGCCACCACACAAGAAACUCCACCACUGUUAUAUAAAAUGACAGACACAGGUGGGUUGAAUCAUCUUCCAAAAUCAACAGCUGAUAGCGAUACGCUUGAUUUGCGGCCAGUUAGGCAACUUGCUCUACAGAUGAGUCUGGCUCUGAGAGAAUUUAUUUGUUCUGGUGAUCUCAGAAAACUCUUGGUCACAAUGAGGCACCUGGUGGCUGUACAGGACACUGAAGGAGACAAUCUUUUACACCUGGCCAUAAUACAUCAUGCUGGAAAUCACACAAACCAGUUAGUGUUGGUUCGCUGUCUUCUUCACGUACUAAAAGAUUUACCCAAAGAUACCAUUAACCAAAGUAACAACUUGCAUCAGACUCCCCUGAUGUUAGCAGUAAUGACUAAAAGCCCUUACAUAGUGCAAGAGCUUCUCGUUCAUGGUGCUAACCCUAACAUUACUGAUGCGGAAGGGAAUACUCCACUGCAUAUUGCCACUCAUAACGGUGAUGAAAUUUGUCUAUCCGUUCUCUUGGAUCCUAAGAAUCACCCAGAUGAAGUGACAGAAAUCUCUUCCAGUUUAAAUAAACUGAAUUAUGCAGGAUUUGCACCUCUUCACCUUGCCGUGAAACAAGGUCAUAAGAAGUGUGUGAAAAUUCUGUGUGCUAGGGGAGCAGAUAUAAAUGUUAUGGAUGGGACCAGUGGGCACACUCCUCUUCACCUGGCUGUAGUGUGGAGUCCUCAUCUCAUCAGGAACUUGCUGAAAAUGGGCCAUGUGGAUAUAAAUGCACAGAACUUUGCUGGAAACACCACAUUACAUCUGGCUUGUGCUUAUGCAAAUGAAGAUGUUGUCUCCAUUUUGGUGAAGGCAGGAGCCAGUGUAUUGAUAGAAAAUUAUGAUAUCUGCAGUCCAAAUGAUCAAUCAGGAAAUGAAAGUGAUGUGCCAAACAGCAAAGGCAAAACCCCACUCGACUUUUCGGGAAACAACCACAAAAUGAAGAAAAUUCUUUUUGGUCAGUCUUCUCAUUCUGAAGAUAGGUUUCCAAAUACUAAAUCUUCAUCCAGUAUAUCCAAGUUAUCUUCCUCCUCUGUUAGUGACUUGAAGAAGUCUCAUGAUAGCAAAGCAGAAAUAGGUGAAUCUAAGAAGUCUGGUACAUGCACACUUGCACCUUUUGACUCUGGAUAUAUCAGUGGUGAAAUCAAGACAGAAGACCUAGACAAAAUGGACCUGCUUUUCACGGAGCUGGAUAAAAACCUGCAGUGGAAACAGUUAGGAAUGACUUUGGGGUUUGAAGAUUCGGCAAUUAAUUCCAUAGAGAGGUUAUGUAGUAAGGACCAAAGCCCUGCUAAAGCUAUCAUUGAGAAGUUUCAGGAAGAACAUCCCUACUGUGAUUUGAAAGAAACACUGACAAAUGCACUGAUUGCUGCUGCUCUUCCCGAAGCUGUAGAAAUUAUCCACUAAGAAUACACGGAACUUAUGUUACUUGAUCUGCAAGUGUCAAUUAUUUAACUUGAUUGUUUGAAAACUCUGAACCACCACAAUCUCUAUCUCCCAAUGUUGCCAACAACAACACUAUAGAUAGCAAUAUUUCUUGAUCUUGUCUAAGAUGUAUAUAGAGGUGUACUGGCCUUUAAAAAUAUGCAAGUUAAGACAUUGUAUGGGUCUUGUUUAUGUUUUGGGGUAAGUAAAUGUUUACUGUCAUACAUUUUAUGAUGAGCUGCUUUUAUGACAGGUAUUUGUAAUGUAGCUGUGGACGUCCCAAUAUUUAAGAAACAUAACAUAACAUGCAUGAAUGAAUCCAUAAUUCUAAGAUGAUAAAUCAUUUUGUUGUUCAUGAUAGUUUUUGGUUUUUAUAAUAAACAUAUGCAGUAAAUGCUUAAUCCAGCUUCAGUUAAUAUUAUCAGUUACCAUUUUUUAGUUUAUUCUAAUAAUUGUGGAAGAGUAGUUGUCCCUACAAGUUUUUUCCCCCUCAAACAUUUACAAAUAAUUUUCUAGUUACAUCAGUAGAAGAAUGCAGGCCAUUCUCAACCUUCAAAGUUACAUUACUACUAUUGCAAGAGUGAAUUAGUGAAGUUUUGUUUCUAAGUCAAAACUGUAGACAACCCUACAGUAUAAUUUCUUAGACACUGUUAUUAAAUUAUUGUGAAACAUGUGAUAGAGCAUUUCAUUCCAAGAUGUAAGUACUUUCAGCUGUCGCUAACUUGGGCAAUUGCUUAGUUUAUUUUCUUUCUUUCUUUUUUUUGUUAUAAAACUUCAAGUAAUUAACACUGUGUAAAUGCAUUUAUUUUAAAUUCACACCAAGUAUUUUUUAGUUAUGUUUUGCUUUUUAUAUUAGUACUUCUUCCAUGGAAAAAAAAAAAGAGGAAUGUAAUGAGGGUUGUAUACAGGAUUAAUAAUGAUAAUAAAUAAGCUAUUUACAUAGAAAGUCUGGUGGGUCUAUCUUCCCUCAACAACAUAAAAUGCACCAAAUUUCUCAGUAAAUGGAAGACGUUUAAUAUACAACAGCUUUAAUUAAAUUCAUAAAUCUAUUGCUGAACCAAAUAGGCUGCAGUUUCUCUACUGAAAGUAUUUUGUAAA